UAACAGCGAUACAAUCAGCUGUUGACAACUCAUGCGUUCGCUAACAUAAAUAAGUUUAAAUGCGGUUGCUUGGAACUCUGAAUAAAUUAAGUAGAUUUUUGAAUCGCACCCACGUCCAGGACUUACCCAAACGCAGCAUGGCCUGCAGCAGAUUCGAGUACGUUAAAUCCUUUGAGCAGGACGACAGCAUACUGCCCAAUGUGUGGAUAGUCAUUCGAAUCGAUGGCAAAAAGUUUCACAAGUUUUCAAAGGCGCACGACUUUGAGAAGCCCAACGAUGAGAACGCUCUCAAUGUGAUGAAUGCGGCUGCCACGGCAGUGAUGCAGGAGUUCCGGGAUAUUGUCCUGGCUUAUGGCCAAAGUGAUGAGUACUCCUUUGUAUUCCGCAAGGAGACGGCUUCCUUUAAGCGACGCUCCGCCAAGCUGCUCACCUACGUCACCAGUUUGUUUUCCACGAGCUAUGUGAUGCAGUGGUCCAAGUGGAUGAACCUGCCCUUGGCCUACGCUCCCUGUUUCGACGGGCGAGUGGUUCUGUAUCCUUCAGAACAGAACCUUAAGGACUAUCUCAGCUGGCGACAGGCCGAUGUGCAUGUCAACAAUCUGUACAACACCGCAUUUUGGAAACUGGUUUUGGAAAAAGGUCUUACGAAUCAGGAAGCGGAGGCAAAACUGCGAGGCACUUUUUCGGCGGACAAGAACGAGUUGCUCUUCCAGGAGUUUGGCAUAAACUACAACAAUCUGCCGGCCAUGUACAGAAAAGGAACGAUCCUGCUGAGGAAACGGGUAAUAUUGGGUGACAAGAGCAGACAGGCCAUAGUGCCGCUGCACGAGGACCUCAUUUCCUCGCAAUUCUGGAAGCAGCACACGGAGAUCUUGGGUAAAUAUGUGCCUGGCACUUACGACGCGACAAAGCCAUUGCCUAGAUUGGUGGAGCUGCAACUGAGUGAAAAACAGGUGGAUGAGGAGGCAAAGGAGCCACAGAAUCUAUCCGGGAUUAGCUGAUAGUAAAGGCUUAUGGUUAUAUACAUUUUAAGAUGAAAAGACAGGUAAAUUGGCCUGAUUUCUGCGCAUUUCUUAAAAAGAAGUAUGCCUGGAACUGCUCGUAUUGGAGGAACCUCAGGCCUUUCAACUUAUGGCAAUAUACUAAG
Messenger RNA from Drosophila gunungcola (fruit fly), 1147 nucleotides. RefSeq names its product probable tRNA(His) guanylyltransferase (gene THG). Bases 60 to 1001 code for a protein of 313 amino acids. The transcript is spliced from 2 exons. Gene Ontology annotation, biological process: tRNA modification. The record is from RefSeq and is a predicted model, not a curated record. Gene Ontology annotation, molecular function: tRNA guanylyltransferase activity; magnesium ion binding. NCBI's taxonomy places the organism in Eukaryota, Metazoa, Arthropoda, Insecta, Diptera, Drosophilidae.